Molecule: messenger RNA, 5124 nt
Organism: Aspergillus nomiae NRRL 13137
Lineage: Eukaryota; Fungi; Ascomycota; Eurotiomycetes; Eurotiales; Aspergillaceae
Product: EF hand domain protein
Exons: 7
Coding region: 1-5124 (1707 amino acids)
Biological process (GO): transmembrane transport; basic amino acid transport
Cellular component (GO): fungal-type vacuole membrane
Molecular function (GO): basic amino acid transmembrane transporter activity; zinc ion binding; calcium ion binding
Source: RefSeq, a predicted model, not a curated record
AUGCCCGAGGCCGGUGGUAUAGUUGUGGUGGAGUCGUCGCUUCUUCCUGUAUCUGUCGUGAUUGACACAGUCCAAUCCUCGAUCCGUGGGACUGGUGAAGUGAGCAUCAUGGCCCCAGAAAGGACACCUACAGAGACUUCCCCGCUGCUGGGCCCGCAAGUUAACGGUAAUGCUGUCCGUCCCUCAAACGGUGUCAUUUCUGGUCUGCGCGACCCCGACACGGUAGGGCAGAAUGGUGGUUCACAGGAAGCGUCGGGCAAAGACGUGACAGAAUCAAGCCCACGACUGAGCUAUAUAUUUCCUGCGAUUUCAAUUGGCGUCUUCCUAUCUGCAGCCGACCAGACUAUUAUCAUGGCCAGUUAUGGGCAGAUUGGUAGCGAUCUUCAUGCACUCAAUCUGACAAGUUGGAUUGCCACUUCAUACUUUCUAACCUUAACGUCGUUCCAGCCGCUCUAUGGAAAACUGAGUGAUAUCUUUGGUCGCAAGGCAUGUCUGCUGUGGGCGUAUGCUAUCUUUGGCACUGGCUGCUUGUUUUGCGGUCUAGCGCAGAAUAUCCACCAAUUGAUUGCUGCUCGUGUUUUCCAGGGUAUUGGGGGAGGCGGUAUGACCACCGUUGUCAGCAUUCUACUAAGUGAUAUUGUUCCGCUGCGAGAUCGAGGUGUCUGGCAAGGUAUAAUCAAUAUUAUAUAUGCUACUGGAUCGGGAAUUGGAGCACCCUUAGGUGGUAUAUUGGCAGACUACAUUGGCUGGCGUUGGGCUUUCAUUGCUCAAGCUCCCAUGUGUGUUCUUGCUUUCACAGCGGUUUCUAUCAUACUGAAAUUGCCACCGCAGGAAAAUAGUCACUGGAAGGACAAGCUCCGUCGUAUUGAUUUUCCAGGAGCGAUUAUUCUCGUUGGGGCGGUCCUUGGCUUUCUUCUAGGUCUUGACCGCGGUAGCAAUGUGUCCUGGACCAUACCGAUAACCAUUAUCUCGCUGAGUGUAUCGGCUAUCUUAUUCGUGCUCUUCAUUGUGGUUGAGGUCUUCUACGCAGCGGAACCAUUUGCCCCCGGUCAUAUUAUCUUCGACCGAACAUUCUUUUCUAGUUAUGGCUGUAACUUUUUCAGCUUCGGGGGCUGGCUGGCAGCCCUGUUCUACAUUCCACUCUAUUUCCAAGCUGUAGACGGUGUGUCUGCUACUGUCGCUGGGCUGCGUCUUCUACCCAGUAUUCUUGCCGGCGUUACUGGGUCGCUUUUUGCCGGAUUCGUCAUGAAAUGGACCGGGAAAUUUUACUGGCUGACGGUAGCGGCAUAUUCAUUACUCACACUAGGAGUCACAGUGAUCUUCCUUUUCUCUGGAGGUGCCACGGAAAGUCUUGUACCGAUGAUCAUGGGAAUGGUACUUUCGGGUUUUGGAAAUGGAAUCGGUGUCACAUCAACGUUGAUCUGCCUCAUCUCAAAUUCGACGCCCGAAGACCAGGCAGUAGUGACAGCGUGCUCUUACCUCUUCCGAUCCCUAGGCUCAGUGAUCGGCCUAUCUUUAUCUUCAACAGUGGUCCAGCAGAUUCUUCGGGGCCGGCUGAGGUCUGCAUUGCGUGACAGUAAGGAUAUUGACCGCAUCGUUGAUGGCGUGCGCCAGAGUCUCGACUUUAUUAAGACCCUUGAUCCGAGUGUUGCGAAAGCGGUUCGGGGCUGUUAUGGAUGGGCUAUGAAUAAAGGCUUUGCAUUCAUGAUUGCUGUGGUAUUCUUUGCCCUUGUCAGCAGCUUCUUUAUGCGUGAAAAGAAGCUGAUUCGUUCAAUAGCCCAUAGCCCUUUCGCCGUUACAAACACCGCUAUGCCGGCAUCUCAACCAAGGCCGGCCUUGUCACGGUAUCGUCCUAUUGUCUACCUACUCACUGGUGUCGCAGCAGCCUACGCUCUUGUCUACAUCAACAAUCUUAUCAUCUCUUCCUCAUCCCAACCAUCUCUACGUCGCCGAAGAACUAUACGCCGCCCGCGAGGCCUAAGGAGACGAUCGGAGGUUGUGCCCGUCGAAACUCCUUCUUCUCGAGCCAUCGCACACCUUGAGCAAUUAGAGCGCCAGAAUGGAGUAUAUGGUACAUUUCGCAUAGAAACAGAAGAUGGCCGACGUGUGGAAAGUGGGCUGCUCCCGUCGUUGCUCGCAACCCGGGAUCAGCUCAUGGAGGAAGUCGGCGUUCCCCAGGCUCAUGCGGAGCGGAUGCGCGAGAUGAUGGAAGACACGUUUCUGGAAUCAUUUCUCGCUCUGGACUUCCCGCCAGCGCAUACUGUGGAAGAGGGCAGCCCGGAAAGGAACUAUUUGACGGAGCAGCUUCAGCGGCGUGGGAUAUCGCGUGCGGGGAUCGAGAGGGCCUUGGCUCGGUUCAACGAAGACAGCAACUACGGAGAAGAAUUGCGUCGCCGCCGACAGAACGGGGAGAGGGUUACCUUGUCUACUUCUACCUUCCCCGAUGAAUCUACGCCCGCGCAAAAUAUGGAUGGUGGGGAGACAGUCGUGGAUGAUCAGAGCGUCUUUUCCUGGCGCGAAGGGCACAACGACGCCUCUCCGUCGAGGGAAGGCCAGAACUUGCUCAACCUACUUUAUCAUAUCGCCGAGGACCAAGCACGGAGAGAUGGUUAUAUCCACAGAGGAGUAACGUGUAACAGUUGUGGCGCUAUGCCGAUCCAAGGCAUUCGGUACCGAUGCGCAAACUGCAUCGAUUACGAUCUCUGUGAGACGUGUGAGGCGAUGCAGGUUCACAUCAAGACCCAUUUGUUUUACAAAGUACGGAUCCCGGCUCCUUUCCUGGGGAAUCCCCGACAGUCCCAGCCUGUUUGGUAUCCUGGAAAGCCUGCCAUGCUUCCCCGCAGUCUACAUCGAUCCCUGGCCAAGCGUCUGAUGAAGGAUACCAACUUCGAGAACACGGAGCUGGACGCUCUUUGGGAUCAAUUUCGUUGCCUGGCAAACCACGAAUGGGCAGACGACCCAAACAAGCUCUAUAUGGCGAUUGACCGCAAGACAUUCGAUCGAUGCUUCGUGCCCAACACAUCUGUCCGUCCACCCCCUCCAAGCCUUAUCUACGAUCGAAUGUUUGCUUUCUAUGAUACGAAUGGUGAUGGCUUGAUUGGCUUUGAAGAAUUUUUGAAAGGCCUUGCAAGCCUUAACAAUAAGAGCAACGACGAGAGGUUGCGCCGUGUCUUCCGUGGUUAUGAUAUUGAUGGCGACGGUUACGUGGAUCGGAAGGACUUCUUACGGGUGUUCCGGGCAUAUUACGCUCUUAGCAGAGAAUUAACACGAGACAUGGUGGCAGGCAUGGAAGACGACUUCUUAGAGGGCGGUGCACGAGAUGUUGUUCUGGGGAGCCAGCCAAUCAGUUCUGCAUUUCCCGGCACCAUACCUGCAGGAGAGGUGUCUAGGACCGGAGAAGGCAAGCGCGUCAACCAUGAAGGAGAUAUGGAAAUCGUGGACAACGAAGGUAUCUUGCGCCCUGACGGGACCGAUUCUGGUGACCGGCAUGCCGUCGUCGGUGAUGCUGCUGUUAGGAGCCGAUACGGCAGUAUCCGACCAUUAUUUCCAUCCGUUCGGCUACCCGAUCAAGGUAGACCUGGAGGCGAGAACAUAGAUGAUGCCAGCAGCUCUGAUGGCUCUAGUUCGUCGGUUGCUACUGACCGCUGGCCUCCGGCCGAACAUAUCCGCGAUGAGGAUAUUGUGACGGCUCUUGGGGCCUAUGUCCCCCUAUCAGAGGUAACUGACCCAGUUGACAGGGCUCGGAUCGGCACUGCUGUGUACCACAGAAUGUUUGAUGAUGAUGAUAGGCGGGUGGAUGCCGCUCGUAGAUAUGGGAUUGAUGAGCGGUGGCGGCGAAGGGCAUUCUACACCGACGAGGAAGAUGGCGCCGCUGCGCCUGAAGGCUACGAGACCGAUUCAGACGCGGAUGAUGUAUCGGUUGAUGAUGGCCUCCAUAGCCAACAUUCUGAACUUGAGUCACAUCCGCCAUCUCCUCGUUCCCGUUCUUCAUCCAAGGUGCGGUUCCAGGACGACGUCACUGAUGACUAUGAUGUGAGGUCAAAUCCAUCGACAUCCUCACGCAGUAUACUUGUUGGUGAGCGGUGGGGAGGCUUCGAAAUCCCUGAAGUAGAAAGGGACGUUGGGAAGGAAAUUCUAUAUCAAGUCACGCAACAAGGAUUCAACGAACUGCUUGAUCUAUUGUUCAAACCCAAGGAAGACCUGCUCAUGGAAGUUUAUCGGACGCGCACUGAGCGCAAGAUCUGGGCCCGAGAGAUUGAGCUAGUAGAGCAAAUAGAUGCCGGAAAGCAUUUCGCCCGACUGAAUGGGCGGAGCGAGGACGACGAGGCCAAAGAGGAACCGGAGCCUUCCUUGCAUAAUCCCUUUGGCGACAGGUCCCUCGAAGAACUGCUUGAACGGGCGGGAUAUACUAUCGGAAGCCCGCCUUUAGAGCCCACCCGAGACGGACCCAUACUUGCUCCUCCGUCGCCUACAUUGCGGCUCCCGGACGACGAUGUACGACCAACUCACCUCGCUGAUCCUGAAGAGGACUUAACCGAGCCUGCUUUGGCUGAGACCCAGCAGGAAGAGCCGGAUUGUGCGCCAGAUGCCCCAUCACCAGAAUCCCCAAUAUCAGAACGGAGUCGGUCACCAUCUAUUGAAUCCGAUUUUGACCCUACACUGCCACAUCACCGCCCAGAUGAAGAUACCCAGGAGCUACCCGGUACCUCGGAGUCACACUUUAACGCUUACAACGCUUCCCCAACACACUCUACCUUCCCGCAAACCCUUCCUGCCGAACUUCGCCUCCAACCUAACGGUACAACCUCAUUCCCAGCACCACCGUCAAUCGCCGCCUCCUCACCCGAAGCAGAAGCAACGGCUCCCAAACUCUCCCCCUCACCAAUCCAACCUCUACCCCCUGCUUCCACUUCCACACUCCCACCUCGAGAUGGCCCCACCAUGCCCCCAUCUCCACUGAUUCUUUCACGCUGGGCCUACCUCAAUCGUAUCGAACGUGAAGCAAAAGAACGAGGAGGCACAGGCGCCAAGCUUAAUUUCGAGGAAUUCUCGCAUCGUAUGGCAGCAGAUCGUGGGCGGAGAUUAGCAUUUGUAGCUAGCUGGAUCGAGAUGGCUAGCUUCUAG